Molecule: messenger RNA, 4587 nt
Organism: Marmota flaviventris (yellow-bellied marmot)
Lineage: Eukaryota; Metazoa; Chordata; Mammalia; Rodentia; Sciuridae
Biological process (GO): cell migration; cell-cell adhesion
Cellular component (GO): adherens junction; catenin complex
Molecular function (GO): actin filament binding; beta-catenin binding
Source: RefSeq, a predicted model, not a curated record
AUGGCGAGGCCGCGCGCCCGGGCCCCAGGCCGCCGCCCGGGGACGAGCCGGCCGAGGCGGCGGCUCCGCGUGGACGGUACCCGCCCCCCGCACCGCACUGCUCUCGGGCCGCGCCUCCCGGGCCCAGGCGGCGCCUUCUCGGGCGCCCGCGUCCGCCCAAGUGGCGAGCGCCGCCGGGACGCCGCGCCCUCCGCCGCGCGGCCCCGCCUCCUCCCCGUGAUUCCGCGCGGCCAGCUCGGCGCCUGCGGGCCGCGCCCCCAGCCCCGGGCCAGCCGACUAGAAGAGAUGGAGCCUUUCUUCUUUGAUGACUUUGGCUCAAUGAUACAGAACAAGGCCAUAGAGAGAAUCAUCUCGUCGAUGACUGUGAAACUUUGCCAUCUGCUCAUCUCCAUGGAGAGGGACGAUGUGAAGAAAGAAGUGUUCGCUUCCUUGGAGAGGACGGCAGAGGGCCUGGCUGAAGCCAGCGAAGAGUUUGUGCAAGUUGCCAAAAGGGUGGCAGGAGAUUCCCAGACGUGGCUCCAGGAGGAAAUGGAGCCCGUGGCCGAGUCUCUGAUCCUGUCUGGAAGGAACAUCACACUGGUGGCUCAGAAACUCCAUCUGCAGCCAGAAUGUCGGUACCACCAAGAGCAGCUCGUGACCACAGCUCAGCAGAUGCUGGUGGACACCACAAAGGUCCUGCUCCUCGCAGAUGCAGCAAUCGCCAGGCAGAUGGUGGGGACGGCCGGCAGGUGCCUGGCCUGCCUGGACGCGCUGGAGGCGGCGGAGGACGCGCCCUCGCUGCGUGACCACUUGGGGGAGCUGGUGGCGGCGCUGCAGCACCUGGGCGGGCUGGUGGCGCGCGGACGGGAGGAGAGCUUGGGUCCCACGGGUCGCCUGUUGCGGGAAAGCAUCCCCGCGCUGCUCGCGACUGCCCGCGGCCACCUCCAGCAUCCGCGCGACUCACAGCUGGCCGCGACCCGAAGCCGCGUCUUCGCUACCACCAGGAAGACCCUGGAAGAGCUGCUGGAGCGGCUGGAGUCCGGCGUCGCGAUCCCUGAGGCUGGGACCCGUGUCGGCGCGCUCUCCUGGCGCCUGCAACAGCUGCGUGAGCUGCUGGCGACGUCCGAGCACCUGCGCGACGGCCAGCUGGACGCGCCGCUGGCCGCCGUGGUCGCGCACUGCAUGCACCUGGCCGCCUGCUCCGCGCCGCCAGAGAGGCUGCACCUGGUGGCCCGCUGCGGCCGGCUGCUGGAGGUGCGGGGCGCCAUCCGGCGCCUGGACGGGAGCGACGGACCCCCGCGGACCGGCCAGGAGAGGCUGGAGACCGCCGAGGAGCGCGCGGCGCUGCUGGCCGCCACCGACGCCCUCUCCCAGGGAGUGCGCGCUGCGCUCCUGCGCCAGAUCCUGGACACGUUCACAGACACCCAGAGCCCUCUUGAAAGGCUGGUCCGCGUCGCCUUGUCGACUUCUGCAGUCGGAUCGCUGGGCGCGGGCGGGGACUUGCGGAAAGGCCUCCAGCGUUUCCGUGCAGCUUUCCACGAGCGGGCAGAGCAGAUGCUCCGGGUGGCCCACUUGGUCUUGGUUUGCUGCUCCCGGCGACAAACUGGUAGAGACCUGGAGGCCGCCGUGGCAGACCUUGGCGGGCUGGUGGCCAGAGUGCACCAGCUGUUCUCAGGAGGCCCCGCAGCGUCUGGUGCGGACUGGAGCCCCGCGGCCCUAAGGGCCCUGCUUCAGGCCUGGGCUCGGGCGAACGAACGCCUCGUGGCCUGUUUUGAUGAUGUUCUCAACAUCCCUGAAUUCCUGAGCGUGUCCACUCAGGAAAUGAUCAAGCACUUGGACUUCCUUGCAUGGGCUUUGAGGAGUGGAGAUCCCGGAGGGUUUUCCAGGCCUGUGAUGUAUUUGCAGGGCCGAGCCGCACACAUAGUGCAGGUAGUGAAUAGGUAUGUGGGCCGCGAUUCCGAUCCCAUUUUCAGGAAUGGCCUGAGAGUUUUGAUCUGGCAGCUGCAGCAGUCUUCCUUGGUCCUGGGUGCAGCUACCCAGCACAGGUCAGGUGGGUGCAGCUCUCAGGAUAGAGAGGUGCUUUUAGCCAUGGCAACACAUCUCAUCUAUUCCGUUCAGCAAGUCCAAGAGGGAUUGGACGGGACCAACCAUCCACAUAUCCUCAGCCCUCUUCGAGACCAAGUCCAAAGAUUUGACAUAGCUAAGGGACAGCCUCAUACCCUUCUCCCAAGCCUCCAGGACAACUCACUUCCUGGGUGGAAACACCAAAAGGUCCCUGUGUUAGGGGAACGUGACCUGGCCAUGCCCUGUCCACCAACAGACUGUACUUCUCACCUCUGGAGUCCUAACACCUGUACACAGAGGAGGUCUGCUGCUCCCCUCACCACCAGCAAACUCACUCUUGCUGAAGAGAGCCAGGACCUCCAGGCAGUGGCCUCAACUUGCACCCAAGUGCUGGAGCAGGGUACAGACACAGAUGCAGCUCAAGAGGGUGGGGAGGGACCACCGGGAUCAGAGAGGAUGACGAGACUCCAAGAGAUCCCGACACUGGCACCUUCUGUUAUUGACCUGGCCAGGGAGACAGCCCAUAGCACAACUUCUAGAAGUCAUAGCUUUCUAGAAGCCACUCGCCGACUGUCUGGGGGGACCAGGGAAACCAGGCAGGUUUUGGUAGCCACUGCUGGUGACUGGUAUCCUCUGUGUCAACAACUCUUUUGCCAUAACCCCCAAACUGAUCUACCAGGGAGCAUUUCAGUAUUCACAGAGCUUCAGCAGAAUUUAACUUCAAUGGUUCAACUAGCAGCUAAAAGUUGCUGCAAGGAUCUGGAUAAGAAGGAUCCUGACUCCUUGGGACAUCCAGAAGUGCUAUUGCAAAUCGGGGACAGGUUGGAGGAGGCAGAGAUCUAUGCCAAACGGCUGUUGGACAUGGUUCUGGCCUCUGAUGGUCUCCAAGCUCCUGCAUCUUGGGAAGAGAACAUUGAGAAUGGAUGCCUUCUGUGGUCAGUGGCUGUCCAAGACCUGAUCCAGAACAUGGAGAGGCUCAGCGGGAGACAAAGCCUGUUUCUACUGCCCCUGCAACAGGCUGUAAAGGAUCAUCAGGGAUUGAAGGAAGGGUUGGAUCAGGUAGCAGAUGUUUCUCAAAGGCUGCAGGAGGCUGCCAGUCUGUCCGGCCUUCUGUGUGGGGAUGAGCAGGUAAAGGGUGAGAUCUCCUUUCUGUGCAGGGAGGUUCAUGUACUCAGAGACGCUCUGCUGGAUGUGGCACAGAUCCUAGGCUCCUCCCCCAAACCAUCUCCCAGCCUGUCCACACGCUUUCAGCUUCUCUGCCUGGAGCUCACCCUCCGAGCCAAGACCCUGACUGGCCACCUCAGUGGCAUCAAUGCAGAGUAUGAAUGUGCCUUUCAAGAUGCUAUUUGUCCACAGUUCUCUGUCUGCAAGAACUCCCAGACCAGGACAGAAAGGUCCCUAGAAAGAAUGGUAUCUGGUAUCCAAGCUGUACAGGGAAUUGUAGUGAGACGUCAAGAGUCUGGGCCUUGCCCAGAAGACCUUCUUAUAGCUCUGGAGAGCAUUCUCAUCCUCACCAAGGAGGUGAACCAGAGGGUUUCUGUGCUCCAAGAAGGUCCAGAGGAGUGGGACAUGCAUGUGUUGGAGUGGCUUCGGUGGGAGUGGGCAGCCAGGGCCCACCAUGCGGUGGCCCAGCUCCAGGCCUGGAAAGGUGGUCAUACCAAGGCCUGGAAUCUCCUGGACCAGUGCUUAAAACUCAGGGAGGAGCCAGCAAGGGCCCCAGAACAGGACUCCAUCCAGCCCCAGCUCCACUGUGAGGAGGGUGCUGCAGGAGGCAAGGUGGAUGCUCAGGGUUCUGCCCCCAGGGCCACCCUUGGGAGUUCAAUGGGAACCUGCACUGCUGAGCCAGCUGUCGCUGGGACCCCCCCAGCAAGCACGGGCAUGCAGCAGGACGACUCCCCUGACUCCCCCAGCUGUGCAGCCAGAUCUCACACUGAGCUGGACCAGCCUCCCCAGGAGGACCAGGACGGCAGCACAGGCCACGAGAGCAGAAUCGCCCAGAUCACUCGGGAGAUGACGGAGCAGGUGUCCCUGAUGGCUCAGAGCCUGAGGAGGAGCGGGCACGUCCUGACCAAAGAUCAGCUCAUCACCUCUGCUAAGAAAAUUGCAACUUCUGGACAAAACUUCACCAGACUUAUUCUUAUCAUUGCUAAGAACUGCAUAGAUCAGAGAUGUUCCCAGGAGCUUCGCUGUGCAGCAGAGCAAAUUCAAACCAUGAGCAGUCAGCUCCGCAUCAUCUCCAGUGUAAAGGCCUCCUUGGCAAGAAGCAGGUCCUCUGAGGAGCUGCUGGUGGACAAUGCCCAGUGGCUCCUCCAGGCUGUCUUCAAGACCGUGAAGGCUGCAGAAGCUGCAAGUCUCAGGGGCUUGAGACAGCCUUUCCUGGAUCUGGAAGAACGGGAAGUUGCUGCCUUCUGUAUACAGCAGAGGAAGGAAAUACUAAGUCACAGACCUCAAGAAACCGCAAACAUAGACUGUGAAGAGCUGAGCCUGCAAAAGGCAGGCACCAAAGUCCCCCCACUUGCAGCCUUGGUUCAAGAAGCCUUAUAA